GGCUGUGUCCGGAGGUUUUCGUCAGCCUCAGGGGCUGAGGAGCUUGUUUACGUCAGGCCUGGGGGUGGGACCUGCGUGCGGGCGUGCGGAGACUGGAGACUGGCCUCGUUAGCCGGGGAGCCGCCGCUGCCCGCUGCCGCCGCCCGGCCUCCUCGUCGCGCGGUCUGGCUGCGGCGUUGACCCCGGUCCGGCUCUCAGCCGCGCUGCCUCUGGGUAAUGCGGUGGGGACGCGUGUGCAUCGAAUGUGUUCUGUCGUUCGACUUCUCCCGUCAUCUGAGUCUUUCUCCUCCAAUCAGGGAAGCACACUGACCACAGACUACCCGGCAAACAUUAAAUAGUACAAUUCCGUCCGUCUGCAGGUGAUGUUCUAGUCAUGUCAGAUAAGGAUGCUACAGAGACACCAACGGUAACUGAAGCAGGCCCUAUCCUUCAAGAUGGGAACUGUGAGCCAACUGAGAAGCCAGAGAAUAUAUCUCAGCCUGUAGCAUCCACUCGGAAAAGACCAGAACCCAUUCUUUCCAGAGACCUUGAGCCUUCUCAGCUUCCUGCCCAGGAGGCUGUUUGUAAAGAUGCCCCUCAGACUGGAUGGGGCUACUGGGGCAGCUGGGGCAAGUCCCUGCUCUCCUCAGCCUCGGCUACAGUAGCGACAGUAGGACAAGGUAUUUCAAAUGUCAUCGAGAAGGCAGAGACUUCUCUUGGAAUUCCUAGCCCCACUGAAAUUUCAGCUGAAGUCAAGCAAGCAGCAGGAGAAACAAAUGGCAGUGAGAACGAAAGCUCACCAGUGGCUGGUCCUUUCGGGGUUCUCUCGACCAUCUCAACGGCUGUGCAGAGCACGGGCAAGAGCGUUAUCAGUGGGGGUUUGGAUGCCUUGGAAUUCAUUGGGAAGAAGACAAUGGAUGUCAUAGCAGAAGGGGAUCCUGGAUUUAAAAGAACCAAGGGCCUGAUGAACCGGAAUUCUACACUAUCACAGGUUUUACGAGAGGUGAAGGACAAAGAAGAGCAGUGGCCCUCCAGUGAGGUAACCAUGGAAACAGACAAGAAAACUCAUUAUGGGCUACUCUUUGAUGAGUUUCAAGGCCUUUCACAUCUAGAAGCUCUGGAGAUGCUUUCACGAGAAAGUGAAAUAAAGGUGAAAUCUAUCCUUAGUUCUCUGAGUGGAGAAGAAUUACAGACCACAAGACUUGAGCUAGAGCAGCUCAAAGAAGCGUUCUCCCUAGCAGAUUUCUGUGAGGAAGAGGAGGAGGAGAGACAAGGUGAUGAAGAUUUUACCAAGGAGAUAACAGAGCUGUUUGCUCAGCUUCAUGUAUCUUCUAGACCAGAGAAACUCACCAGGGCAAGAAAUACAGCCUACGAAUGGAUUAGGACAUCUCUGGCUAAACCAGCAGCAGAGAAAGAAGGAGGAGAAAAACAGCUGGAGAUAGAAAAUGUUGAGGAAGCCAAAAAGAAUUCAAUAGAGGAUAUCCAUGCAUUUGCAAUCCGGAGCUUAGCAGAACUGACUGCCUGCUCAAUUGAACUGUUCCACAAAACAGCGGCAUUGGUCCUGCAUGGCCAGAAGCAGGAAGUGACAGCCUUAGAGAGGAGCCAGACACUUUCUCAGGUGACAGUCGUGCUGUGUAAAGACCUGGGCUCCCUGUCUAAAGAGUUUACCACCUGCCUCACCACUGCUGGGGUCAGAGAAAAGGCAGAUGUUCUGAAUCCAAUAAUCACUGCAGUGUUUCUAGAGGCCUCAAACAGUGCCUCCUACAUUCAAGAUGCCUUCCAGCUUCUCCUGCCCGUGCUGCAGAUCUCCCUCAUCGAGAACAAGACAGAGUCACCCAGGGGUGAGCCGCCAGCCCAGAGCCCCCUGACAGAGCACUGAAGGACAGAGAGGAGUCUACCUGAGAUCAUGAAUGCUGAGAAACCCGACUUUCUUCAGGGAAGCCUUGCAGUCAGAACGAGACAUCACCAAGUGUGUGAAACCCAGGCAGGAGCGCAGCUCACAGGGCUGCAGGCUCACAGGGCUAUAGGCUCACAGGACUGUAGGCUCACGGGGUGAAGGCUCACAGGACUGUAGGCUCACCGGGGUGAAGGCUCACAGGGAUGCUUGCUUCUCUCCGUGGCCAAGACACCCAGAUCGGCAUACUGCUCUUCCCAGUCUUAGAAGUAAUACAGUAUUUGAAAAGACAUAUUUCAAGAAAGUCACUGGGACAUUCUGGCAAAAAUGCUGGACUUUCUUGGAAAUAUCAGAAAACACUAACAAGUUUGACAUGGAUGUAAUUCGUAGCCAGUGGGUUGUUAUACAAAAAAGAAGAAAACUUCAACUUAGUAUCCUGGGUUUUAAGACAUUCUUUUCACCAUGGGCUUUCUCUUUACUGCAGAACUGAGACUACAUAAGCCCCAAGUGAGAUGGUCCGAUAGGUCCUCUACCCUCUCACCUUGGUAGAUGUUUGGCAUGGAGGAGAAACUUGUAGCUAUAUGUAUAAACUACAGCAAAGUGCCCUUUGGCUUCAAAUGAUUCCUUUCCCAGCGAGACCCCUGCUCAACUUGAUUCAAGACCAUGCUAUGGCAUGUCUGCAGAUGCUCUGAGUCUCUUCAGGCUGUAUUGUGCACACCCAGCCUGAGGCUGCAUUCAUUCAGGGUGCGUUCUUCAGCUGCCUACUCCAGAGGGGGAGGAGGCUCUUUUGGUGAUGGGGUUUUUGUUGGUCCUGUGAAUUCUUGCUUAUAACAGGAUUUAGCCUCAGACAUAACACAUCUCUCCCUCGUUGUUCCUCUGUCUUAAUGCAUUUGUUAGUGCUCUCUGAAAACAGUUCAAAGGCCAUCCUACACUUUUCGGCCUUCACUGCAGUUUUCAACAAUUAAGAGCUAUUUUGGUGUCCAGGCUUUUUAAAAAUGUUUGUUACCUUAGUGGUUUUUAGUGGCUCUGGUAACUUGAGAGCCCUGGCCUUCAUCUUUGAACAACUUUACAAUAAAAUAUGAUUAUGCCUACUUAUAGGUGUGAUAUUUUAAAAAAACAUUAAGAAUUAAAAUAUUUUACUUUAACGUUCAUAAAAGGCUUAAAAAUGAAGCAUCUGAGAAACAAGGAUAUUCUGAGAAAGACAAGCCUCUUAGGUAACAUGUCGUUAAGGGCCCUGUUGAAUCUAUGAGGGGAACUUUGGAAAUCCACACACUGGUGUGGCUCCAGCUGCAGUCUGCUUCUCGGACACCAGUCUGCUCAUUUCUCAGCAGAACCCUUGCUGGUUAUCGUAUUUUCUAGAGAAAACCUGUGUCCCUACGUGUCUGUGUCAGUCAGUGUCCCAGAGUUAAAGGGACGUCCGGCUGCUCUCUCGACACUUGUUAGCUAAAGGAGGAGAGUGAUGGGUGCUUCAUUCACAAACACAGCUCGUUUCUGAGUGGCCUCACCUUGUGUGAAGACCUGAACAGAGGGCCCCACACUGUGUUUUCUGUACACGUUGCUGCUGCUGUCUGUGCCCGCUGGUUCUAGUGGAGGUCAGGUGACUCUGCGUGCAUCGGUGUUCUUAAAGUAGUUUUCUUGUCGGUUUCAUCCAUGUGAAUAACACGUUUGGAUUCUAUAUACCCCCAGCCCCAUUUCCAAUCUCCUAGACCACCACCACAACAUCUCCUCACAACUUCAUGUCCUUUAAAAAGACUUUUAAUAACCCACAGAGUCCCUUUAAUGCUCCUCACAUGUGCAUUUGUGUGGGGCCAUCCACUGAAGCAUGGGCAACCUACCAGGGGCCUCACCCUGAAGAAAAUGAAUUCAUCCCUUCCACGGCAGCCAUUGUGAACCCCUCCCAUCCAUGUCAGAUCUUUUUUCUUGUGUGCAGGCAUCCGGAGCUGCUGUGAGCUCAUGAGUGUCGUGUCCCUGCCAUGUCUGGAACACCCUUCCUCAGCAGUCCUCCACAAACCCCACUCUCACAGUCCGUGCUCCUGCAUGCUGUUUGUCCUCCCAGCCACGUGGGGACGGGUGCGACGCAGGUGUCACAUCUGUCUGAUCGUUCCACUAUCUAUCUAUCACCUAUUUUCUGCACGUUGACCUAGAUAUGCUUGUCUUCUUUUUUGAGACAGAGUCUCCCUCUCUAUCUCUGGCUCGUCUAGAGUUUGCUAUGUAGACCAGGCUGGCCUCGAACUCACAGAGAUCCGCCUGCUUCUGCCUCCCAACUGAUGGGAUUAAAGAUGUGCCAAGUUUGCAUAACUUUGAAGGCACGUUUAUGAGCUGGAAUGGGCAGUCUUAGCUGAGUAACUCAGAGUGAGUGGGAAUCCCAACUGCGGCUGUAAACCCUAAGGGCUUACGUUUUUUCAGGCAGCUUAAACAACUUUCCUCUCACGUGACACGGAAUAAUGUAGGCUGCACAGCCCAACUGUGCGGUACAGGAGCCGUUUCUGAAAUUGAACAUUACGAGUAUGUUGUCUUCAGUAAAUCAGGAGGUGCUUCUGUAGCUGCCCAACUGUAUUAGUAAGGCUUGCAGAACUUACUAAGAGUAUUAGAGCUUAUAGAAUAAAUCUCUCUAUAUAGAAAGGGGCUUUAUUAGGAUGACAUACAGGCUGUGCUCCAGCUGAUCCAACAGUGGCUGGCUAGGAAUGGAAAGAAUCCAGUAGAAGCUCAGUCCGUGAGGCUGGAUGUCUCAGCUGCUCUUCAGUGUACGCUGGAAUACCAAAGAAGUAGGCCCUAAUGCCAGUGAAGAAAUGGCCUUGUUAGGAAGGCAAGGGUAAGCAGGCAAAAGAGCGAAAGCACCCUUCUUUCCUGUGUGCUGAGGGUGGGCCUGGACACGUUCCAGAGAGGAGGGAAAGAGUAGGCGAGGAAGGGCGUGAGCCAGGCCAUGGUGGUGAGAAUCUUGGAGCCUGACUGACGAGCAGAAUUUUUUUUUUUUAAUUUAUAUAGGAUUUAGUAAGCAGGGAUAGAUUAAUGUUGCAAAAUGCAGAUCAUAUCAUUUUUGUUUCUGGACAUGUGUCUAACUUUUUUCUUUCACAUUUGGGGUCAUAGUUUAGUCAUCACUGAUGAACCGUGGCAGAACAAUUAUCUUUUACAAUCAUUGUUUUCUCAUUUAGUCAUCAUUGAUGAACAGUUAUCUUUGUAAUAAUUUUUACCCAUCAACCUCAUAUAAGAAUCUAGAGACAUAUGAUAGCCUUUUCUCAGGCUGGUAGCUUUUGUGGCAUGCUAGACAGAAAGAAAAUCUCCAAGCCAGUCCCGACUGCCAUGUCCCCAGCAAUUAUUAACUCUUUUAUUUAUUUAUUUUAAUUUAUCCGUAUCCCAUUUGAGUGGCACCUUAGGUUUUUUUUUUUUUUAAUUUUAUUUACUUUUUAAAAAACAAUCUUUUCUCCAACCUUCCUUAAGACCCUGUAUUACCACUUUUGGGUAUAUAUCCAAAGGAUGCUCAAUCGUGCCAGAAGGACAUGUGCUCAACUAUAUUCAUAGCAGCUUUGUUUGUCAUAGCCAGAACCUGGAAACAACCUAAAUGCCCCUCGACCAAAGAAUGGAUAAGGAAAAUGUACAUUUAUACAGUGGAGUACUACACAGCAGAAAAAAAAACACGACAUCUUGAAUUUUGCAGGCAAAUGGAGCUAGAAAACAUCAUUUUGAGUGAGGUAACCCAGACCCAGAAAGACAAUUAUCACAUGUACUCACUCAUAGGUGGUUUUUAAACAUAAAGCAAAGAAAACCAGUCCACAAAUCAUAAUCCCAGAGAACCUAUACAACAAUGAGGACCCUAAGAGAGACAUACAUAGAUCUAAUCUACAUAGGAAAUAGAAAAAGACAAGCUCUCUGGAGUAAAUUGGGAGCAU
Messenger RNA from Chionomys nivalis (European snow vole), 5760 nucleotides. It is a transcript of the gene Fam114a2, whose product is annotated as family with sequence similarity 114 member A2. The record is from RefSeq and is a predicted model, not a curated record. The coding region runs from base 374 to 1858 and encodes 494 amino acids. Lineage: Eukaryota; Metazoa; Chordata; Mammalia; Rodentia; Cricetidae. The transcript has 14 exons.